This is a messenger RNA of Musa acuminata subsp. malaccensis (wild Malaysian banana), 1241 nucleotides long. Its product is annotated as B3 domain-containing transcription factor NGA1-like. NCBI's taxonomy places the organism in Eukaryota, Viridiplantae, Streptophyta, Magnoliopsida, Zingiberales, Musaceae. The record is from RefSeq and is a predicted model, not a curated record. Gene Ontology annotation, molecular function: DNA binding; DNA-binding transcription factor activity.
UCUCUCUCUCUCUCUCUCUCUCUCUCUCUCUCUCUCUCUCUCUCUUCUUGGAGACCCAGUGGGAUUCACUAGCAAUACAGACUCGUCAGCAAGCAGCCUCCUUCCUUCUGCCUUAUUUUUCGGGCUUCGGCCUAUCAAGAGAAGGGAAGAAAAGAGAAAUGCCUUGAAGCGUAGGAGAUCAAGGCUGGAUCUGUAUUCUUUCAAGAACUGAAAGCUUCAGGGUUGAGUCAUGGAGGCGUUUAGGGUAUACGACACCUCCUCGUCUUCUCCCUCUGUUCCCCCAUCGGAGAAUGGACAAGCGCCGGCGGCUCCUCUUUUAGAUCGCGAGCACAUGUUCGACAAGGUGGUGACACCGAGCGAUGUCGGGAAGCUGAACCGCCUCGUGAUCCCAAAGCAGUACGCGGAGAGGUUCCUCCCCCUCGACCCGUCUCUUGCCGUCAAGGGCCUCAUCAUGUCCUUUGAGGACCUUGCUGGUAAGCAAUGGUGCUUCCGCUACUCCUACUGGAACAGCAGCCAGAGCUACGUCAUGACCAAGGGGUGGAGCCGCUUCGUGAGGGAGAAGCAGCUCGCUGCAGGUGACACUGUGUCCUUCCUCCGCAGCGCCGGCAACGCUGGGCAGGACCGCCUCUUCAUCGACCUGCAGCACCGCCCUCCGCGUCCCAUCACGCAGUUCUCUCUUCCCGGACGGCCAGUGGGACAGUGGAGCGGAUUCAUCGCAUCGUCCUUCUACUACCGAUCGGCAUGUCCGCGACAUGUAGGGGUGCAAGCAGAUGCAGGUAGGAGUGACAUGGUGAGCAUGCCGCUGGUCUCAGGCUCAGUUCCGGUGGUCUUCGGCACAGCUAAGCCAAAGCAGCUCAGGCUGUUCGGAGUAAACCUAGAGUGGCCGGACGCGGAGGGCAGCAGCAACUCCCAAUCCCCGCCAUCAUUGCAGCCUGCUCGCUGGUGGAGCACCUGAGGUGCUGAGUCCACUCACUGACAUCAGCCCGGAAUAGCCAGCCAAUGUACCUGCAAUCACAAUGCAGUGAGGAAGGAAUAAGGAAGAAGGCAUCCUCUCUCCAUAUAUGUGGUUUAGACUCCACCAUUGUGUCGAUUGUGUAGCACAUAGCAAUUGAGCUGAAGCACUUGUGAUGAGAAGGAAGGGGAAGGAAGAACUAGAUGUCGCUACUGCUGUAUUCAUUUUUAUUCAGCUGAAACUAUUUGAUUGGUCAAUCAUGCAUGCAUGAUGCAUCUGCCUACUUUUA